Molecule: messenger RNA, 1352 nt
Organism: [Torrubiella] hemipterigena
Lineage: Eukaryota; Fungi; Ascomycota; Sordariomycetes; Hypocreales; Clavicipitaceae
Source: the annotation of a GenBank genome assembly
AACUACACCACAUCAACAAAAUGCCACCGAAACGUAUGACAGCGAACCCGAUAAAGCCAUCGCGCCAUCGCGCCGGAAAAAAUACGGGCGCAGAUUCGUCAUCAGAUUCUGACGACAGCGGAACUGAAGAGCCCUCUGUCCCGCCUCCCCCAAAGGCCCCAAGCGCUACGAAGAUUGCCAACAAUCUGAGGCAGGUCGAUCUUAAUGCGCAUAGAAAAGAGGGCGAAGCAGCAGAGGCGCGAAGGUUGGCGGCACAGAAGGCCGAGAAACUCGCAGCCGAAGAAGGCUUUGUGACCGACGAAGAAGACGAGGAGGAUGAGGAGGAAGAUGAUGACGAAGAAGAGGAGUCUUCAGAAGAAGAAAGUAGCGAGGAGGAAGCGCCGAGGCGACUAAUGAUGCGACCGAAAUUCGUACCGAAAAGCCAGCGCGGCAAACCCACAAAUGAAGUAAACGAAGAAACAGCGAGACUCGCCGAAGAAGCUGCGAAGAAGAAAGCCGCGGACGAGCUUGUCGAGGAGCAAAUAAAGAAGGAUCUUGCAGCCAGAGCCGCAGGCAAGAAACACUGGGAUGACGACGAAAACGAAGACUCAGAUGUCGACACUACAGAUGGCCUUGACCCUGAAGCCGAAGAAGCUGCCUGGCGUGUACGCGAACUCAAGCGCAUUCGACGAGCCCGUGUCGAGAUAGAGGAGCGCGAAGCCGAGCUUGCUGAGGUGGAACGACGCCGCAACCUCACCGAGGAGGAGCGCAAGGCCGAAGACGAGGAAUAUUUGGCUAAGCAACAAGAAGAGAAGGACAGCAAAGGCAAGAUGGCGUUCAUGCAAAAGUACUAUCACAAGGGUGCCUUUUUCCAAGAGGAAGCGGAAGCAGCUGGUCUGCUUCAACGCGACAUCAUGGGCAGCCGUAUUGCUGAUGACGUCCGCAAUCGCGAAGCACUUCCCGAGUAUCUACAGCGACGAGACAUGACCAAGCUGGGCCGCAAAGGUGCCACAAAGUACAGAGACAUGCGCACCGAAGACACGGGCAGCUGGGGCGCACUGCAUGACGGCCCGCGCCGGGACAGAGGUCGCUUUGAGGAUGAUAGAUUCAAACCAGACGAUGACCGCUUCCAACCCGACGAGAGAGAUGCCAAGGGUGCAAACAGAAUACCCCUUGGUGACAGGCGUGACCGGCGUCCGCGAGACGAUAGCCGUGGCCGUGAUAGAUCGAGAUCACGGUCACCAAGGCGAGAGCGGGAUGAUGAUCGAGGUACGCGAAAGCGAAGCACCUCGCGAGAAGGUGAUCGAUACGACAGCGAUAAAAGAAGGCGCCUUGAUGCCGAAUCAUGAAAUAUGUUAAAGCAGGUGUAGGGU